This is a messenger RNA of Sipha flava (yellow sugarcane aphid), 2435 nucleotides long. RefSeq names its product cleavage and polyadenylation specificity factor 73 (gene Cpsf73). The record is from RefSeq and is a predicted model, not a curated record. Gene Ontology annotation, biological process: mRNA 3'-end processing by stem-loop binding and cleavage. Gene Ontology annotation, molecular function: RNA binding; RNA endonuclease activity; 5'-3' exonuclease activity. The coding region runs from base 204 to 2393 and encodes 729 amino acids. NCBI's taxonomy places the organism in Eukaryota, Metazoa, Arthropoda, Insecta, Hemiptera, Aphididae. The transcript has 16 exons. Gene Ontology annotation, cellular component: mRNA cleavage and polyadenylation specificity factor complex.
AGUUGCAAUCCAGAGUCAUCAUAAGCUACUACAUCUUUUCGACUACUCCACGCAACACCAGCAUCAACAAAAACAACAACCACCACCAACGCAUAACUUACUAAUUUUCUAUGGCUUCUUCUUCUUCUCUGAAAUCUCGGUUAAUUGCCGAGGCGUAAGUUAUUAGGAAGAGUGUCGGGAAAUUGGAAAUGAACAAGAGAUAAAUGUUUUUAAGAAUUUGGGAAACGGAGACUCAUCACGGGCAGGUCUUGUUGGCCCUGCUCAAUAAUGUCCUAAUAUCGAAGUUUAUCUUCCAAAGUCGUUUAGGAAAUAUGUUGUCUAAUCAAGACAAGAAAGCAGCGGAGAUUCAGAUAUCCGAAGAAGAAAAUGACAAACUUACUAUAAAACCUCUUGGUGCUGGCCAAGAGGUUGGUAGAUCAUGUAUAGUAAUGGAGUUCAAAGGCAAAAAAAUCAUGCUUGAUUGUGGAAUUCAUCCAGGUCUUCAAGGUUUAGAUGCUUUGCCAUUUGUUGACCUUAUUGAAGCUAAUGAAAUAGAUUUACUUCUAAUUACUCAUUUUCAUUUGGAUCAUAGUGGAGCAUUGCCUUGGUUUUUACUCAAGACUAAAUUUAAAGGAAAAUGUUACAUGACUCAUGCAACUAAAGCUAUAUACAGAUGGUUAUUGUCAGAUUACAUUAAAGUCAGUAACAUUGGGACUGAACAAAUGCUUUAUACUGAAGCUGACUUAGAAAAGAGCAUGGAUCGCAUAGAAACUAUUAAUUUUCACGAAGAAAAAGAUGUAGGAGGAAUUCGCUUUUGUGCAUAUAAUGCGGGUCACGUAUUAGGUGCUGCAAUGUUCAUGAUUGAAAUUGCUGGAGUUAAAGUUUUAUAUACUGGAGACUUCUCUAGACAAGAAGAUAGACAUUUAAUGGCAGCUGAAAUACCGCCUACAAGACCUGAAAUUCUUAUUACAGAGUCUACUUAUGGAACCCAUAUUCAUGAAAAACGUGAAGAACGUGAACGUCGAUUUACUAUGCUUGUUCAUGAUAUAGUUAAUCGAGGUGGAAGAUGUCUCAUUCCAGUUUUUGCAUUAGGACGAGCUCAAGAAUUAUUAUUGAUUUUAGAUGAAUAUUGGGGUCUUCACCCAGAACUUCAUGAUAUUCCUAUUUAUUAUGCAUCAUCAUUGGCUAAAAAAUGUAUGGCUGUGUAUCAAACUUAUAUUAAUGCUAUGAAUGAUCGAAUCAAACGACAAAUUGCUGUUAAUAAUCCUUUUGUUUUUAAACAUAUAACUAACCUUAAAAGUAUUGAUCAUUUUGAAGAUAUUGGUCCUUGUGUUGUAAUGGCAUCACCAGGUGUUAUGGAGAGUGGACUGUCUAGAGAACUUUUUGAAAUGUGGUGUACAGAUAGUAAAAAUGGAGUUAUUAUUCCUGGUUAUGUGGUACAAGGGACACUAGCAAAGGCUAUUUUAUCUGAACCUGAAGAUAUCACAACAAUGACUGGACAAAAAUUACCUCUGAAAAUGUCUGUGGAUUAUAUUUCGUUUUCAGCACAUACAGAUUAUCAACAAACUCGAGAAUUUAUCAAUAUAUUAAAACCUCCUCAUAUUGUUUUGGUUCACGGAGAACAAAAUGAAAUGUUAAGAUUGAAGUCUGCAUUAGUUAGAGAAUACGAAGAAAAUUCUGAAGAUAUUAAAGUAUAUAACCCUCGGAAUACAGUCGGAGUAGAUUUUUAUUUUACUGGUGAAAAAACAGCUAAAGUAAUGGGAGAAAUAGCUGUGGAGAAACCAUUAGAAGAUAAUGUUUUAAGUGGAGUUUUAUUAAAAAAAAAUUUCAGCUAUCAUAUUUUUGCAGCUGAAGACAUUCCAAGAUAUUCUGACAUGUUAUUAAGUGAAAUUCAACAAAAACAACUCCAUAGAUUCACAGGAUCAUUUGUUUUACUACAAAAUAUGUUGUCCCAUUUGACUGGUAGUGUACCUGAAAUGAUUAUUCCAAACAAAAAGUUAAGAGUAUUAAAUUCAGUGGAUAUCUCUGUGGAUAAAAAUUUUGCUACUUUAGAAUGGACUACUACACCAGAAAAUGAUAUGUAUGCAGAUAUUGUUGUUCAAGUGUUGAUGAAAAUUCAAGCAAUGGAUCACGGGGAUAUGAAAAAUGUGUCAUCAGUGCCAUUUACUAAAUAUGAUCAUAUGCACUUUAAAGAGUGUUUAAUAGAAAUUUUACAAGAAAUGUUUGGAGAAGAGUCCGUGCCUAAAAUAUUUAGGGGUGAAAAAUUAUUUGUAGCUGUUGAUGGGAAAAAAGCUAAUAUAAAUUUAAAAAAUUUGGAAGUAACAUGUGAAGAUGAGGUAUUACAAAGAAUGGUACAAGCUGCUGUAUCUCGACUGCAUAACACAGUGACACCUAUUAAUAACCUAAGUACUUAAUUUGUAAAAUAGUUUUUAAUAAACACAUUUUUAUGUAUCAAA